Molecule: messenger RNA, 1453 nt
Organism: Mercenaria mercenaria
Lineage: Eukaryota; Metazoa; Mollusca; Bivalvia; Venerida; Veneridae
Product: protein qua-1-like
Exons: 2
Coding region: 49-1164 (371 amino acids)
Source: RefSeq, a predicted model, not a curated record
GAACCACUUACAAAGUCAGAUGAAGCAAAAAAGCCAAAUCCGCCCAAGAUGGUCGUAGAUACAAUCCGCUACAAUCCUAGCUUUUGUACAUGUGGAGAACAUGGAUGUCAGCCCCAGUAUAGGAUGGAGAGGAAAGUUCGAUGGAUAAAUGAAGAUGCCAGCUCUGCUUCAACGGAACAAACGGGUGAAGCAGUAAUGAAAGAAAACGAGGGCAGAUGCGAUGGCAAAAAUGGUGGUUGCGACGGCGAUGGUGGGCAUGAUGGCAAAGUUGAUGAUGACGAAGGCGAUGGUGGAUGCGAUGGCAGAGCUAAUGGCAGAGUUGAUGGUGACGACGGCGACGGUAGGUGCGAUGGCAGAGUUGAUGGUGACGACGGCGAUGGUGGGUGCGAUGGCAGAGUUGAUGGUGGCGACGGCGAUGGUGGGUACAAUGGCAGAGUUGAUGGAUACGAAGGCGAUGGUAGAUGCGAUGGCAGAGUUGUUGGUGACGACGGCGACUGUGUGUGCAAUGGCAGAGUUGAUGGAUACGAAGGCGAUGGUAGAUGCGAUGGCAGAGUUGAUGGUGACGACGGCAAUGGUGGGUGCGAUUACAAAAUUAAUGGCAGAGUUGAUGGAUACGAAGGUGAUUGUAGAUGCGAUGGCAAAGUUGAUGGCGACAAAGGCGAUGAUGGAUGCGAUGACAAAAUUGAUGGCAAAGUUCAUGGUGACGACGGCGAAGGUGGGUGCGAUGGCAGAGUUGUUGGCAGAGUUGGUGGUGACGACGGCGAUGGUAGUUGCGAUGGCAGAGUUGAUGGUGACGAAGGCGAUGGUGGAUGCUAUGACAAAAUUGAUGGCAGAGUUGAUGGUGACGACGGCGAUGGUAGAUGCAAUGGCAGAGUUAAUGGUGACGACGGCGAUGGUACUUGCGAUGGCAGAGUUGAUGGUGUUAAAGGCGAUGGUGGAUGUGACAAAAGUAAUGACAGAGUUGAUGGUGACGACGGCGAGGAUAGAUGCAAUGGCAGAGUUGAUGGUGACGACGGUGAUGUAGAGUUGGUGCUGACGAUGACGAUGACAGAUCCGGUGGAAGCGUUUGUGGUCACAAAGACAAAGGCAACUACAGUGACAGGCUUGACAUUACUGAAGUCAAUGGCGGACUUGAUUCUAGAAGCUAUGACGAUAAUUUCCUAGCUAGGACCGAUCCUCAUAUAAUUGGUAUCAACAGUGUUCUGGAAGAUGAUACAGAAGACAUCUCUUCAGGGUUCGGAAUUAUGUCCAUCUAUUGCAACAGUGAACUACACAGUUGGGGAAAAGUUCAGGACAAUGCGGACUAGGAAUAAUUUUGUAUGCAGCAUAGCUUGUGAAAUAUUUUGUUGUUUGUUUUCUGAAAAUUAUUUCGUAAUUAAAUUAAGAAUUAUUUUUUCAACAAUGCCUUAUUUUUGUUUUAGUACUUUAUGCAGCCAUAGUAUUGUCUCAAUAC